This is a messenger RNA of Paramecium pentaurelia, 993 nucleotides long. The record is from the annotation of a GenBank genome assembly. Lineage: Eukaryota; Ciliophora; Oligohymenophorea; Peniculida; Parameciidae.
AUGCAAAAUUCAGACUAAAAAAGUGUAAAAAUACCUAAUAACAAAAAUUUGCUAUAAAUAAAGACAAAAACUUCCAAAAAACCAUUUUCUUUUGAUAAAGGUAAUAAGAAUUAGAAAAAUAAUAUAACUUAGAAUUAAAAAGGUAAAACAUCUGAAAUAACAAUUAAAUUCUUAAACAAAUAAAAAAAGUAAUAAUACUCACUUUUUAAUAAUUAAAAAAUAGAAGAUGUAAAAAUGAAGCAUGAAUAGAUUAAUCCUAAAUAAAAAGUGCAAUUAUAAUGUAUAAAGAAAAAAAAAGUUGAAUAUUCUCCUUCUCCAUAAAAUGAAAAUGGGUAAUCAUCUUAAUAGAAAAUUAAAGUGGAUGAAUCAUAUCAUUAAACAUCUUGUAUUCUAGGUUAAAUAGCAAUAUUUUUGGGUACUCCAGGUGUAGGCAAAACAUUUUUGAUGCAAAAACUAUUCUAAACUAAAAUAAUAGAAUUUUAAUAGUAUGAGUUAAAGAUUGAUGAUAAUUUAUCUUAUAAUUUUGUGGAUACUAAGGGAUUUGAUUUUGAAAAUGAUUAUGAUGAAAGAGAAAUCUAAAUUAAACAUUAUUAAGAUCUGUUUUAUAAAUAUCCAUAAAAAAUUGCUACACUUUUCAUUGUAGUUAAUUUUGAAAGAACAGAUUUAAUGAAAAAGAAAUUACAAUCUAUAUAUAAAUAUUUCAAAAAAUUCUAAUCCUAAAUCAGUAUUAUUGUUACAGAUAUGCAUUUAAGUGACAAUGAAUAUAACAGUUAAAUUGAUUUACAAAAUAAUUUUAAAGUCUUCAAUCCUUAUACUAUUUUAUUUGUUAGGAAGAAUAUUUAAAAAGAAGAAUUAAUUGAAAAAUUGCAAAAAGCAUUAAUUUAAGUCAAUUUUAAUCAUUUUUUUGAUUUAACAGAUACUAUUUUUGAAAAAGAAAAUGAAGAUGAAAUAAAAAAUCUAUAAGAGUAAUUAAAAAUGAGAUUAUGUUAAUGA